AUGGUAGUUUCUCAAACUAUUAGACCACAUGGUGCUCUUCCAAGCAAUAUCAAAAAGAAUUCGAAAGAACAACUUCAUGCUGUCUCUAUGAGGAAUGGUAGACAAUUGGAAGAAGUUACUCCAAAGAACAAGAAGGUGAAUGCUGAGCUGAUUCUUGCUAAGAGGACAGAAACUGAACAAAAGAUUACUAAUAAUGUUGCAGAGCAGUUAGAGUUAGUGGUACACAUCAACAUCCCUUUGGUGGAGCUCUUGCAAGAGGUUCUGAAAUAUGCUAAGUACAUCAAAGAUGUUGAUGCAAACAAAAGAUGUGUGAUAGAUAUCGAGACUGUAGCGCUUAUUGAAGAGUUUAGUUGCAGAGUGAGGAGCAAGAUUCCACCAAAGCUAAAAAAUUGGGGCAGUUUCACCAUCUCGAUCGCUAUUGAUAACAUGGAGGUUGGGCUAGCAUUGUGUGAUUUGGGUGCUAGUAUUAAUCUGAUGCCCACCUCUGUGUUCCAGAAGUUGGGAUUGGGUGACCCGAGACCAAUAACAGUCACUUCGCAAUUGGCAUAUAGAUCUCCGGCAUACCCUGUUGGUAUAAUUGAAGAUGUUGAAAAGCUAGAUAACUUUUUGGAUUUUAGAGAUCUCUUGGAGAUAGAGUUGGUAUAUGAUGAGGAUUUAAUGGAAAAUGAGGCAGUCGAGGAGUGUCUUCACAUUCUUGACACUUCUUGUGCCUAUGUUGAACAUGUGUUGCGAGGAAUUAAGAGACAUGAUCUGAGCUCUAGGAUGGACUAUAGCUGA
Messenger RNA from Lycium ferocissimum, 777 nucleotides. RefSeq lists its product as uncharacterized. The coding region runs from base 1 to 777 and encodes 258 amino acids. The transcript has 4 exons. The record is from RefSeq and is a predicted model, not a curated record. Lineage: Eukaryota; Viridiplantae; Streptophyta; Magnoliopsida; Solanales; Solanaceae.